CACUAACCGAGGCAUGCCGGUAAUCGCGGCGGACUAGAUGGCGGUAUGAGCGUAGAUUCGUGUGCUAGCGAUGCAAAAGCACGAAAGAUGUCACGGGAGGUGGAAGAUGAGAUCCUCCAGGAAACCCCCCAACGCCAAAUAAGGGCGCAGGUUGACGUAGAGUUUACGGCUUGCUUGUCCGCGGGGACGCCGCCGCAGCCGUUUGCGACCAUCCCCUUCUCCCGCGACCCCGAUUUAGUCGACCGCGGCGACAUUCUCGAACAGCUGCGCCGGCGAUGUUCCCUGGACUGGAUUUGCUGCUCCGUCUCGCCGUCUCGCGCCGAGGUCGCCUCGUUCAGCAUGAUGAUGGGGUUUGAGGAUCAGGCGCGCGAUGGCGACCCGUUGCUUCUCCCCACUGCUCAGGCGGAGGCCACGCGCUCCAACCUAGGUGUUGUGCCGUUUGCUGAAGCUUAUGAUGCGGUUGUGCGCCGCGCGGCAGGCCUCGUAGACCUCCUCAACGAGCUGCUGACGCCCACUCUCAAGCUGAAGCGUCCGCAGACUGCUAGGGCGUUUAGGAGCGAGAUCGGCCGCAUGUAUGCCGAGAUCAACUCGCAGCCCGGGGCCAAGGCCAAGUUGUAA
Gaeumannomyces tritici R3-111a-1 is the source of this 618-nucleotide messenger RNA. RefSeq lists its product as hypothetical. Lineage: Eukaryota; Fungi; Ascomycota; Sordariomycetes; Magnaporthales; Magnaporthaceae. The coding region runs from base 46 to 618 and encodes 190 amino acids. The record is from RefSeq and is a predicted model, not a curated record. The transcript has 4 exons.